Molecule: messenger RNA, 467 nt
Organism: Rhincodon typus (whale shark)
Lineage: Eukaryota; Metazoa; Chordata; Chondrichthyes; Orectolobiformes; Rhincodontidae
Product: glutaminase kidney isoform, mitochondrial-like
Exons: 4
Biological process (GO): L-glutamine catabolic process
Molecular function (GO): glutaminase activity
Source: RefSeq, a predicted model, not a curated record
AUGCCUCAAUGUGCCCCAAUUUUUUUUCUCUAUAGAAAAAGACUCAAAGCAGGUCUCUUGCCCAGUCUUGAAGAUCUACUUUUUUACACGAUUGCUGAAGGGCAGGAGAAGAUUCCAAUACAUAAAUUCAUCACUGUUCUGAAAUCCACAGGACUGCGUACGUCAGAUCCUCGACUGAAAGAAUGCAUGGAUAUGCUUAGAACAAAUGUGCAGGCAGCGUCUGAUGGUGUAAUGCUGGACAAAGAACUUUUUAAAAAAUGUGUUGGAAGCAAUAUUGUACUGCUCACGCAAGCAUUUAGGAGGAAAUUUGUCAUUCCAGAUUUUGAAAUAUUUGCAUCCCAUAUAGAUGGUCUUCAUGAGAGUGCCAAAAAAAUGUCAGGAGGAAAGGUUGCUGAUUAUAUUCCACAGCUGGCUAAAUUUAGUCCAGAUUUGUGGGGUGUGUCAUUGUGCACAGUAGAUGGACAAAG